CCUUCCAUCAUUGUGAUGGACAAUGCUCCAUACCAUUCGGUUGUCUUGAACAAGGCACCAACUAGUAUUUCAAAGGUUGCUGAGAUAAAGUUAUGGUUAUUGGAAAACAAUAUAACUUUUGAGGACUCUCUCCGUAAACCUCAAUUAUUAAUGCUUGUGAAGCAGCAUAAACCAGAGCCUAUUUAUGAAAUUGACCAUAUUUUAGGAGAUCAUGGUCACACUGUGGUACGCCUUCCACCUUAUCACUGUGACCUGAAUCCUAUAGAGUUGAUAUGGGGAAUUGCAAAGCAUAAAAUUGCUUCGGUCAAUGUUGGAUCCAGUGAUAUAAAGGUGGCUGCUGAACAAGCAUUUUCAGACAUUACUGCCGAAGACUGGAAGAACUCAUGCAAGCAUGUAAUGAAAAUAGAAAAAGAAUAUUAUGACAGAGGUGCCAUUAUGUACGAACAGAUGGAACAACUAGUCAUAAAUCUAAGAGAUGACAGUAGUAGUGAUUCAGAAUUAGAAUAUUCCAGCGAUUCUGAAGGUGCAGGAAGCUCAAGCCAAAAUGUGAGCUUUUCUGGCAUUGAAUAUUUAGAUGAAAGUGUUUUUGAUUCAUCUGAUUGAAUUGAUUGAUAUUAAAAUAAAACUUCAAACAAAA
Messenger RNA from Helicoverpa zea (corn earworm), 637 nucleotides. RefSeq lists its product as uncharacterized. The coding region runs from base 16 to 603 and encodes 195 amino acids. Gene Ontology annotation, molecular function: nucleic acid binding. NCBI's taxonomy places the organism in Eukaryota, Metazoa, Arthropoda, Insecta, Lepidoptera, Noctuidae. The transcript is spliced from 2 exons. The record is from RefSeq and is a predicted model, not a curated record.